AUGAAGGAAGAGGAUGCUAACGCUGUAACCCUAUGGCAUCAAGACCAAGUUUCCCGUAGUGUGGUGUUUAACUUAAAGGAGGAGCUUGCCACUUACUGUCACCAGGAUGUUGAGGUGUUAAAGAAGGCUGUCGUUGCUUUCGAUGAACUUAUCAUGGAUGCUGUUGGCCUCCAUCCAUUCAAGAUAGCUAUUACCAUAGCUUCAUUGUCGAGCCGUAUCUUGCGCUCAAAAUUUUUGGAGGAGGGAGCUAUUGGGUUAAUUCCCUUACGCGGUUAUCGUGGCCAUGAUGUGCAGUCUUUAAAGGCACUACAGUGGUUGAAAUACGUGGAGCAUCGUGAAGGUGAUGGAGUGUUUAUCCAACACGCAGGGAACAGAGGGGAAGUGCGCUUGGGUGGACGAAUCAAGGUGGAUGGUUAUGCCGCAGCCACUAACACUGUGUACCAAUACCAAGGGUGUUUUUAUCAUGGUUGCCCGAUGUGCUUUCAACCCGAUACUGUGAACCCCUUGACGAAUACCACAAUGCAGGAGCUCCGUGAACACACGCGUGCUACAGAGCUGCGUCUCAAGGCCUUAGGGUAUAAUUACGAGGAAGUUUGGGAAUGCCAAUUCGAUGCCCAAUUGAACAAUGAUGUACAACUACAAGCCCUUGUAGGGGAUGUGGAACACUCGAGACCCCUCGAACCCCGUGAUGCCUUCUUUGGUGGUAGGACUAAUGCCAUUCAGUUGCAUUGUGAGGCAAAAGUUGAGGAGGGUGAGCAAAUACACUACUACGACUUCACAUCACUGUAUCCCUGGGUGAACGCAACGUGUGAGUACCCAGUUGGACACCCCGACGCUAUUGUCACCGAGAACUUUGAGGAUCUCCAUGUGUACAAAGGAUUGAUGAAAAUUCGCGUGUUACCUCCCCGGGACCUCUUUUUCCCUGUUCUCCAAAUUCGUGUCAAUCAGAAAAUAAUGUUCCCACUAUGCCUUCGCUGUGCCGAAAUGGAGGGGCAAGGGUCUUGCACCCAUUCGGAUGAGGAGCGGGCAUUUACGGGGACGUGGUGUCACCCAGAGAUCUUUAAAGCUCUCGAAAAAGGUUACACUGUGCUUCGUGUCUACGAAGUGUGGCACUGGGAGAAGUGGGAGCGCUUAUUCGAGGAAUAUAUCAAAACCUUUUUAAAAUACAAGCAGGAAGCUUCGGGGUGGCCCGCAUGGUGCAACACCGACUCCGACAAGCAGCGGUACCUUGAUGAGUACGAACACCAUCAAGGUAUUCGUAUGGACCCGAGUAAAAUCGAGAAGAACCCAAUUGCAUGUGGGGCAAGUUCGGCGAACAACCCAAUCCAAGACGCACCAAAUAUGUGA
Messenger RNA from Nematostella vectensis (starlet sea anemone), 1347 nucleotides. RefSeq lists its product as uncharacterized. The coding region runs from base 1 to 1347 and encodes 448 amino acids. The transcript has a single exon. Gene Ontology annotation, molecular function: nucleotide binding; DNA-directed DNA polymerase activity; DNA binding. NCBI's taxonomy places the organism in Eukaryota, Metazoa, Cnidaria, Anthozoa, Actiniaria, Edwardsiidae. The record is from RefSeq and is a predicted model, not a curated record. Gene Ontology annotation, biological process: DNA replication.